GAGCUCAGAGAGCACGUUGUGAGCAGAUUUUCAACGGCUACGAGGAGGACGCUGCCCACUUUUGCAGCUCAUCUUUCGACAGCCGGCACUACAUCCAGUCCCCUCUCCGCCACAGCGAGGACUUCUGGCGCACGGAGUUUGCCAUGCAGGCGGAGCAGCGUGAGGAAAGAAAUUACGAGCAGCCAAAGCAGCUGCCCCACUUUACGAAAGUCGGCUUUCAGGUAGCAGCCAUUCCGGAGGCCUUGUACAAACAGCUACAGGACUUCCAUGCAGAGACCCGACUGACGUCAAAGCCGGAGGAUCACGGCGUGUUCGAUCCAAACCUCUCCGGUCGCCAGAGUGAUACCUGGCUCAGCCCGGUCACGCGCCGCAUGGAGAAGAGGUUGACGAACACCCUGCGCCCGAUUCUGGCGAGCUGGACUGGCCACAACGAAGAGGACCUCGAGAAGACCGCGAUCUACGGUCUGCGACUUUACCAUAAUGGCUCCAUCCUGCACAUGCACGUGGACAGGAAGGAGACCCAUGUGAUCUCAGCCAUCCUCGAGGUAGGGCAUCUCCUCAUGAAGGAUCAGAAGACGCAGACUAACUGGCCGCUGCGGAUCUUCGACCAUGCAGGACAGGAGCACUUGAUCCCAAACCGUCCUGGGCAGAUGAUCCUGUACGAGUCCUCCACCUGCCCACAUGGUCGGCCGGAUCCCUUCGUUGGGCGAGAGAUGGCGAACAUCUUCGUACCUCGGUGCACUUCAAACCUCGCGGCUGGCUGGAAGCCUCGAGGCAAAGCCAAAAGCCUCAGGAGUGUGGCAGCGGCCUAG
Symbiodinium sp. CCMP2456 is the source of this 812-nucleotide messenger RNA. NCBI's taxonomy places the organism in Eukaryota, Dinophyceae, Suessiales, Symbiodiniaceae. The record is from the annotation of a GenBank genome assembly.